GAUUUUCUUCAACUACAACGACGAAUUAGUAUCAAUAUUCUGUGUGUGUGAUUUAAUCUGAAAGAAUGACGAGGAAUAUAUCCAUAUGAAAUGCGAAGUAGACUAGAGAUGAGAUUUUUGAUUUUAGGAGAUGAAAUUUUCCGGGAAAAUAGCGGUGCGUUGCGAUAAUUUUCUAGGCAACCAAACAAAACAGAACAGAGGGGGAGGGGAUUAAUUAGGGUUACAGUGAAAUGUGGUUGGUGGAUUUAGAAUUUGAUGAGGGUAGACGUGGCCGAAUUUUGCAGGGAAGGGUGAGGGAGAAGCGUCACCCGCAUGUGGGUUUAAAGGAUCAUGAUGAUAUCGGGAUUCCCAUUMCAAUAAAGAAGCAAGGGAAGGUGUUCGACGUGUCGGAACCGGGGGGAGCUCGGAAAGCGAAGCAGACCGACGUGUCGGUCCCGCGUCCUGCGCCCAGAUCCAAUCCCAGGCCACCUAAACCUGUGGAUGAAGAUCUCUACAAAAUCCCACCGGAACUYCUCCACUCUUCUAAGCGGAACAAAAUGAAAGGCUUAUUUUCAAGGUGUUUGGUACCUGCUUGCAAUUGAGGAAUUGAAGUAUGAGGAACUGUUAAAACUAUAAUUUCUAAUACCCUUUUUAUUUUAUUUUUAUUAUUUUAUUUUAUUUUAUAAAUUUUCGUUUUAGUUUUAAGGAAAUAGAAAGAGAAUAGAUUGUAUCAGUUCUUGUUCUAAUUUAAAUCUGAUGUAAAAAUGUCAUAUAGGAAUCUUGAGAGUAAACUAUCUAUCAAUGAAUUAUAUAAUGUAGUAGUAGGUUAGGUUUUGUGUU
Momordica charantia (bitter melon) is the source of this 819-nucleotide messenger RNA. Lineage: Eukaryota; Viridiplantae; Streptophyta; Magnoliopsida; Cucurbitales; Cucurbitaceae. The record is from RefSeq and is a predicted model, not a curated record.